AUGGCCACCGACGACGCCACACCUCCGACGUCGUCCGGCGGGAUCCUCACGACGACGCGGUGUCUGAUAGAUCACUGCUUCGAUCUAGACGAAGCCUUGUGCCUCCCCGCCGACAUCCCCCGACAGGUCGCCGAAUCCAACUCCUUGGUCGACAGCCUGCCGGCGGCCGUCGUCGUCGUUCCGUCCGACGGUUAUUAUCUGUGCCCUAUUUGCCGGGAAGGAUUCCCGCCCCAGGAGAACAACGGUAAGAGAGUGCCGUGCGGCCACGUGUAUCAUGCGGCUUGCAUCUCCUCCUGGCUCUCUAACUCCGGCGACGGCUCGUGCCCUCUCUGCCGCGCCAGCAUCUCCGCCGGGCGUGACCGGAAAUGA
Molecule: messenger RNA, 369 nt
Organism: Linum tenue
Lineage: Eukaryota; Viridiplantae; Streptophyta; Magnoliopsida; Malpighiales; Linaceae
Source: the annotation of a GenBank genome assembly